This is a messenger RNA of Bacillus rossius redtenbacheri, 1222 nucleotides long. RefSeq names its product tRNA N(3)-methylcytidine methyltransferase METTL2 (gene Mettl2). The record is from RefSeq and is a predicted model, not a curated record. Lineage: Eukaryota; Metazoa; Arthropoda; Insecta; Phasmatodea; Bacillidae. Gene Ontology annotation, molecular function: tRNA (cytidine-N3)-methyltransferase activity. The coding region runs from base 80 to 1159 and encodes 359 amino acids. The transcript is spliced from 6 exons.
CUAACGUUACUGAACCUGGAAGAAAAAAAAAGAGAGAAAAAAAAUUACGCAAACAUACGUGCGUGUUUUGUUUGCAAAUAUGGCUGACACUGAACCCAUCGAUGACACUUCGAGGCCACAAUUCGGGACCAGAUUCUUGACAGAAAAUUGUGAUGUUUUCCACCAUAAUGCCUGGGACAAUGUAGAGUGGGAUGCAACACAGGAAGCGGAUGCAAGAACAAAGGUUGAAGAAAAUUCCAGCAUUCUUGUUUCAGAAGAACAACAACAGUUAUAUGAGAGUAAUGGUGACAAAUUCUGGGACAAAUUCUAUGGAAUCCAUCAAAAUAGGUUCUUCAAAGACAGACACUGGCUCUUCACGGAAUUCCCGGAGAUCUUGCCGUGCGAACCGACUAAUGGAGGAACCACCGCGCUCGCUCCUGAAGGAACGGGUUCAAGUCCUGAAAGCAACAGAGUGGAAGACAGAGUCGCAGAGCUCCAGAAGUCUGUUUCCACACCAGCGCCACGAGACGGCAGUUCCAUCGAGGAAGUGACGGACAAACUUGCGUCAGUUUCUUGUGGGAAAGCUCGUGAACUCAAACAUACUGUUCUUGAAAUCGGAUGCGGUGUUGGCAACACUGUUUUCCCAAUACUGCAGUACAGCAAAGAUCCACAUCUGUUUGUGCACUGUUGUGAUUUCUCAUCAAAAGCAGUGGAAAUUUUGAAGGAAAGCCCUGAAUACGACACAAACAGGUGUGCUGCAUUUGUGUGCGAUGUAACAAGCACGCAUUGGGAGGUGCCAUUUGAACCUCAAAGUUUAGAUGUCAUUACACUAGUAUUUGUCCUCUCUGCAAUACAUCCAUCAAAAAUGCAACACGUUGUGCGCCAGAUCUUCCGCUACGCGCGUCCGGGAGGGCUGGUUGUCUUCCGCGACUACGGUCGCUACGACAUGGCGCAGCUUCGUUUCAAGAAGGGCCGCUGCGUCGCCGGCAACUUCUACGCCCGUGGCGACGGCACGUGCGUGUAUUUCUUCACCCAAGAAGAGCUACGGGAGCUGUUCACGAGCGCGGGCUUCGUAGAAGAACAGAAUCUGGUGGACAGACGACUGCAAGUGAACAGGGGAAAGAGGUUGACCAUGUACAGGGUGUGGGUACAGGCCAAGUACAGGAAGCCAGUAUCCUGAUAGAAGACUCCCUGCACAAUCCGGUCCUUUAUUUACUGACGAAUAAAUUUGCCCUUGUUGAAA